Anoplophora glabripennis (Asian longhorned beetle) is the source of this 2048-nucleotide messenger RNA. Its product is annotated as heart- and neural crest derivatives-expressed protein 2-like. Lineage: Eukaryota; Metazoa; Arthropoda; Insecta; Coleoptera; Cerambycidae. Gene Ontology annotation, molecular function: DNA-binding transcription factor activity, RNA polymerase II-specific; RNA polymerase II transcription regulatory region sequence-specific DNA binding; protein dimerization activity. The coding region runs from base 93 to 806 and encodes 237 amino acids. Gene Ontology annotation, biological process: developmental process; regulation of transcription by RNA polymerase II. The record is from RefSeq and is a predicted model, not a curated record. The transcript is spliced from 5 exons.
AGUGGUUACUUUCCUAAUUGGUGUUGGUGUUCAUUUCAAAUUCGAAUCGAAAGUUGGGCCGGGAGUGUGUGAUUUUCUUUUUUUUUUCCAAAAUGUCCUAUAAUAACUCUCCUCAGGAUCAUCACCAGGACGUGUUUCAAUACGGCUAUCCUGGACACAGUUACCACUAUAUUUCUGAUGGUGGCAGCACGGUAGGCGGCGACGACACAAGCUUCUGGUCGAACAGCCCCUCCAGGUCAGAUUCCCCAUCCCCAAACACCAUACCGAAUUCCAUAGGAGGCACCUACCAAAUAUACACACAAGUAGGCUGUUCAACACCAAACAGAUACACACCGUACAGAUCAACAUAUCCCUCGAUAAACGCAGACUCGGAUGUAACGACACACAUACACACAGGGGGGCCAUUCGUACGGGUAGUAAAGCGAAGAUCGACGGCGAACAAGAAAGAGCGAAGACGAACACAGUCCAUCAACAACGCGUACGCGGAUUUAAGGGACUGCAUUCCAAACGUUCCCGCCGAUACAAAAUUGUCAAAGAUAAAAACUCUGAGGUUAGCUACGUCCUACAUCUCGUACUUAACCAGGGCACUGGAAACGGACGAUACAGCGGGAGGUUUUAAAGCUGAACUGGGGACGAUUUCCAGGAAAUCGACCAGUAACCCCGCACAAGUAAAUGACUGCCCUGGGCAAUCGUCGCCUAAAAGUGUCAAUUCGGAAGACCUGGGCACCUCAAGGAAAGCAAAAGGGCGUACAGGUUGGCCUCAGCACGUGUGGGCUUUGGAACUGAAACAGGAGCAGGCCAUUUAGCACAGCGGCGGAGCGCAGACGUUUUCCAGAGGUAACUAGAAAAUAAAUGAACUGAUUUUAAAAUCAACAUUGCAACUGACACGGCACCCAUUUAGAAUUUCUGCCGCUUGUAGGGUUUGGGCAUUCAAUUGUAUAUACAGGGUGUUUUUAACAACAAAGUUCAUGUCAACAUCGGUUCCCAACCGAGAUACAAGGUGUUGAAUUUAAUUUGUUUUCUAAGUAUUAACGAAACCGAAUUGGGUAUGUGUCCUUUAGAAAUUAUUUAUAAACGAUUCACUGCAACCACCAGUGGCGUGGUAGACGGGUAGUCAGUGACCUUUCUUAAAUAGAAUUUCUACGUCUGAGCUUUUUUAAUUUCGUGACAUUUUGCAAGAACAGCUUUUCGUUUAUAAUUGAACAGCGUUUUGAAAAAUGUCACAAAAUUUCAAAAAACCCAUAGGCUUGUAGCAAUUUUUUAAUAAAGAGGCACUACCCGUCUACCACGCCAGUGAUAGUUGUAAAGAAUAGUUUGUAUGUCAUUUUUUAAGGAACAUUAUGUUGCCACCAGACGUACCCAACUUGGUUUCGUUAGUACUGAGUAUUUUUUAGAAAUCGCGAAAAAAGUAAAAAAAAAAAUACCUAUAUUUGACAUCCUGGAUCUCGGUUAAGAAGCGAUUUACAACGUACUUUGACAUGAAUUUUUUUGUCCAAAUUGAAGUCCUCCAUCAACUGUUAAAGUUGGUACGUUUAAAAACGAACACCCUAUAUAAAAUUAACAGAAUAAGAUAUUUGAUACACGGAGUGUUCUAUCAGUUUUCUCCCACGGUAUUAAAUAGUUAAAAUAUUAAUAGUAUUGUGACAUUAAAAUGACAUAUUUUAGCUGAAUUUGUAGUAAAAAAUUAUGAUAACGGCAUUAGCGUUCCUGCAAAUUUUUGUACUUACGCUGUAAGACUGUAGAGCACUAUGUAUAGAAAUAUCAAUUUUUGUAAAAUUGUGCCCAUUUCGAAAUUUAUUUUGUACGCUACAGUCAGCUACUCACCGCACGGGAGUAUGUAUGUUUCUUUUAACGUUAUUUCAUUUGUAGAAAUUUCCUCUAAACUGUGUAUAAUAUAUCUAUUUUAGUCAAGCCUCGCCAGAUGGCCCCUUUGUGUAUACAUUUACCUACACCUUAAGAAUUUUAUAUAUAUUAUAAUUAUAGUCGGUUUAUAAUUAGAUAUUUACACUACCAUUCUGUUUAUGUUUUUUAGUUUGUAUUUAUAGAAA